CCGCCCGGGCUGCCAUGGCCAUUCCCGGCAUCCCCUAUGAGCGACGGCUUCUCAUCAUGGCGGACCCUAGAGAUAAGGCGCUUCAGGACUACCGCAAGAAGCUGCUGGAGCACAAGGAGAUUGACGGCCGUCUUAAGGAGCUAAGGGAACAAUUGAAAGAACUUACCAAGCAGUAUGAAAAGUCUGAAAAUGAUCUAAAGGCACUACAAAGCGUUGGGCAGAUUGUGGGUGAAGUGCUUAAACAGUUAACAGAAGAAAAAUUCAUUGUUAAAGCAACAAAUGGACCAAGAUAUGUCGUGGGUUGUCGUCGGCAGCUUGAUAAAAGUAAGCUGAAGCCAGGAACCAGAGUUGCUUUGGAUAUGACCACACUAACCAUCAUGAGGUAUUUGCCGAGAGAGGUGGACCCAUUGGUCUACAACAUGUCUCAUGAGGACCCUGGAAACGUUUCUUACUCUGAGAUUGGAGGGCUGUCAGAACAGAUUCGGGAGUUAAGAGAGGUAAUAGAAUUACCUCUUACAAAUCCAGAAUUAUUCCAGCGUGUAGGAAUAAUACCUCCAAAAGGGUGUUUGCUGUAUGGACCACCAGGCACGGGGAAAACACUCUUGGCACGAGCUGUUGCCAGCCAGCUGGACUGCAACUUCCUGAAGGUUGUAUCUAGUUCUAUUGUAGACAAGUACAUUGGUGAAAGCGCUCGUUUGAUUAGAGAAAUGUUUAACUAUGCCAGGGACCACCAGCCGUGCAUCAUUUUCAUGGAUGAAAUAGAUGCUAUUGGUGGGCGUCGGUUUUCUGAGGGUACAUCAGCUGACAGAGAGAUUCAGAGAACUUUAAUGGAGUUACUAAAUCAAAUGGAUGGAUUUGAUACUCUGCAUAGAGUUAAAAUGAUCAUGGCUACAAACAGACCAGAUACAUUGGAUCCUGCUUUGCUGCGUCCAGGAAGAUUAGAUAGAAAAAUACAUAUUGAUUUACCAAAUGAACAAGCAAGAUUAGAUAUAUUGAAAAUCCACGCAGGCCCUAUUACAAAGCAUGGUGAAAUAGAUUAUGAAGCAAUUGUAAAGCUUUCAGAUGGUUUCAAUGGCGCAGACCUGAGAAAUGUUUGUACUGAAGCAGGUAUGUUUGCAAUUCGUGCCGAUCAUGAUUUUGUAGUUCAGGAAGACUUCAUGAAGGCAGUCAGAAAAGUGGCGGAUUCUAAGAAGCUGGAGUCUAAACUGGACUACAAACCUGUGUAGUUUACUAUGAGGCUUCUGGUGGCUGCGUGACAGACAUUGGCUUAAUGUAAAAAUAAAGUCAAGGGAAAUU
Molecule: messenger RNA, 1296 nt
Organism: Acomys russatus (golden spiny mouse)
Lineage: Eukaryota; Metazoa; Chordata; Mammalia; Rodentia; Muridae
Gene: Psmc6
Product: proteasome 26S subunit, ATPase 6
Exons: 14
Coding region: 15-1226 (403 amino acids)
Biological process (GO): positive regulation of RNA polymerase II transcription preinitiation complex assembly
Cellular component (GO): proteasome regulatory particle, base subcomplex; cytosolic proteasome complex
Molecular function (GO): ATP hydrolysis activity; ATP binding; proteasome-activating activity
Source: RefSeq, a predicted model, not a curated record